This is a messenger RNA of Trichophyton benhamiae CBS 112371, 1503 nucleotides long. RefSeq names its product tyrosinase. The record is from RefSeq and is a predicted model, not a curated record. The transcript is spliced from 6 exons. Gene Ontology annotation, molecular function: oxidoreductase activity. Lineage: Eukaryota; Fungi; Ascomycota; Eurotiomycetes; Onygenales; Arthrodermataceae. Bases 1 to 1503 code for a protein of 500 amino acids.
AUGAUCUGGACACACGCUCAGAAAAUUGCCGCUUCUUAUCCUGAGAAAGACCGUGCCAAAUAUGUCACUGCUGCAAAGACCCUCCGGAUUCCAUAUUGGGAUUGGGCGAGCAACCCUGAUAUUCCGCGUUCUAUGACUACCGCCAAAAUUAAUGUAAACACUCCUACCGGUAUGCAGAGCAUCGACAACCCUCUGUAUCAGUAUAAGUUUGACCCCUCUGUACAAAAGGGGUUCCCAGAAGGGGAUUCGUUUACAUCCAACCCCCAUUCUACUCGAUUUCCCGACGCAAACGGUGAAUCUCAAAAUGACCGAGCUACCAGGGCUAUGAGAUCAAAUGGUGCAUCCCUCCGAUCAAGCAUCUACCAACUCCUAAGCAGUGAAUCGGAUUACAGCACUUUUUCAACCCAAGCAUUGCCGGACCGUAGCGGAUAUAACAAUGUCGAAACUGUGCACGGCUAUGUACAUGGCCUGGUUGGUGGUCAAGGCCACAUGACUUAUAUCCCGUGGUCCUCUUAUGAUCCAAUUUUCUGGCUUCACCAUGCAAAUGUUGAUCGACUCAUUGCCCUUUGGCAGGCCAUCUAUCCUGAUUCAUAUGUCGCACAAGUACCCAACGGCGGCGGCGCGUAUAUGACUGAGCGAGGAACUAUGGAGGAUGGAAACACACCUUUGUACCCAUUCCAUGCUGAUGACAGCACAUACUACACUGCCAACACUGCACGGUACACCAAGACUUUCGGGUACACCUAUCCCGAAAUUGAAGACUGGGGUGUCAGCAAGGCCGAUCUCCAGAAAAAUGUUCGACGACGUGUUAAUGAACUAUAUAAUAAUCCUUCCAAACAAGCCGCGAAGCGGUCCACCGUCCAUCGUCGUGCACAGAGAUACGAUUCGUACAUCCAAGGCAGCAACAAAAGCCAAUCGCCAAGUACCACGGAAUCCCGCUUUGAGGCUGUACUGGACGAUGCGUUUGAUAUGGUUGAAGCCAUUGGUGACUCGAUCAGCCAAAGCUUGGAUCGAUUUGACGAAUGGGGUGUCAACAACAUGAAGAAGCAGUGGGUUAUUAAAAUCAGGGUUAACAACAUCCACUUCUUCAUGGGAAACCCACCAAAGGACUCGAACACCUGGCGUUAUGCACCCAAUCUGAUCGGCUCAUAUGGAACAUUCGUUCACGGAAUGGGUAUGCCAAACCCUAGCAUGGUUUGCGGAGAGGUGCCGCUUUCUCCAGCCCUCGCUGCUCUUCUUUCUACCAGCACCAUCCUUGGCUUGGAUGACACCGUGGUCGUCCCCGUCCUCACCAAAUUCCUCACUUGGAGAAUUCAGGAUCAAGAUGGGAAGGUCAUUCCCACUGAGGAUGUUGCUAAGUCUAACGGUGGUAAAGGACUUGAGAUCCGCGUUGCUAAGCGUGAUGUUCAGCCCUUGACCAAGGGUGACCUCGAUAACUUCCCUCAGUUCGGAGAGUGGGAUAUGUAUGAUAGCAUUACCAAAGGGAAGGUAGGGGGCUAUUAA